ACAUCAGCUCCAGCAGGAGCAGCAGUCCUGAAAGAGGCGGGAUUUGUCAGUCGUCACUGUUGAAACUACCUAUCAGAGAGCGGGAUCUCCCAUAGCAACGCCAAUGAGCGACGAGGGGCUGCCCGGUUGCGAAGGUAGAGGCAAAGUAGUGUUUCCAGCGUCUGCUCGCCUGCCUGCCUGCCUGCCUGCCAGCUUGGACUGGCUUCUUGUUGGCAUCCCGAGUGGCAACAUUCUGCCCGCAUAUCUGGCAACUUACGGGCACGUCAAAAUGUCGGUGCCGGCGUGUGUGAUACAAUCUUUAAGUUAGCACCGCGAAAUUAUUUUUAAUAUAUAUAUUUUUUGCUUUUCGGCCAAUCGCGACUCUCCGGAACUGGAGCCCGAAGAUAUUACGAUGCCGUCGCCGAUGGAGGGACCGUCCAGAGAGGGGGACCUCUUUACGGUGAAACACGAGCUGAAGAACGCCAACCUGACGGGCCACGUGGAGAGGGUGGGAAUAGAAAACUUUGAGCUUUUGAAGGUGCUCGGCACUGGAGCAUACGGCAAGGUGUUCCUGGUGAGGAAGGUGAGCGGCCACGACGCCGGCAAGCUGUACGCCAUGAAGGUCCUGAAGAAGGCCACCAUCGUGCAGAAGGCCAAGACGGCGGAGCACACGCGCAGCGAGCGGCAGGUGCUGGAGCACAUCCGCCAGUCGCCGUACCUGGUCACGCUCCACUACGCCUUCCAGACCGACACCAAGCUGCACCUCAUUCUCGAUUACGUCAACGGCGGCGAGCUCUUCACACACCUGGUGCAGCGGGUGCGCUUCAAGGAGCAGGAAGUGGCGCUGUACAGCGGCGAGAUCGUGCUGGCGCUGGAGCAUCUCAACAAGCUCGGGAUUGUGUACCGCGACUUGAAGCUGGAAAACAUUUUGCUGGAUUCCAACGGUCACAUCGUUCUCACAGACUUUGGCCUCAGUAAAGAAUUUGAUCAGGUGGAUCGAGCCUUUUCCGUGUGCGGAACUAUCGAGUACAUGGCUCCAGAGAUCGUGGAAGGAGGCGAGUCCGGACACGACAAGGCGGUGGACUGGUGGAGUCUGGGCGUUCUGAUGUACGAGCUCCUGACCGGCGGCUCGCCCUUCACCAUAGACGGCGACGAGAACUCGCACACGGACAUCGCCAGGAGGAUUCUAAAAAAAGAUCCUCCUUUCCCCAAAGACAUGGCGCCACUGGCCAAAGACAUCAUCCAGCGACUGCUCACCAAAGACCCCAAGAAGAGGCUCGGCUCGGGUCCAAACGGUGUGGAGAAUGUCAAGAAGCAUCCAUUUUACCAGAAGAUCAACUGGGAGGACCUGGCGGCCAAAAAGGUGCCCGCCCCGUUCAAACCGGUCAUCCGGGACGAGCUGGAUGUCAGCAACUUUGCAGAGGAGUUCACGGAGAUGGAUCCAACCUACUCGCCCGCCGCUCUGCCUCAGAACUGUGACCGCAUCUUCCAGGGCUACUCUUUCAUGGCCCCCUCCAUCCUGUUCAAGAGGAACGCGGUGAUGGACGACCCCGUGCAGCUGUGCGGCGGCUCCGAGCGGCCCGGCUCGGUCGCGGUGGCCCGGAGCGCAAUGAUGAAGGACUCGCCUUUCUACGCGAGUUACGAGAUGGACUUGAAGGACAGCGCUCUGGGCGAGGGGAGCUUCUCCAUCUGCAGGCGCUGCACGCACAAGAAAACGGGGCAGAAAUAUGCCGUCAAGAUAGUCAGCAAGCGAAUGGAGGCACAGACUCAGCGAGAAAUUGCCGCUCUGAAGCUCUGCGACGGCCACCCAAACAUUGUCAAGUUGCACGAAAUUUUCCACGACCAGCUCCACACAUAUCUGGUCCUGGAGCUGCUCGGCGGAGGAGAGCUGCUGGAGCGCAUCCGCCGGAAGCAGCACUUCAGCGAGACCGAGGCCAGUCGCAUCAUGCGCAAGCUGGUGUCGGCGGUCAGCCACAUGCACGACGUAGGCGUGGUGCAUCGGGAUCUGAAACCAGAGAACCUGCUCUUCACCGAUGAGAGCGAGAGCUCCGAGAUCAAAAUCAUCGACUUUGGGUUCGCCCGCCUCAAGCCGCCGGACAAUCAGCUGCUGAAGACGCCCUGCUUCACUUUGCAGUACGCCGCGCCCGAGAUUCUCAAGUAUGACGGCUACGAUGAAUCAUGCGAUCUGUGGAGUCUGGGCGUCAUUCUGUACACCAUGCUGUCUGGCCAGGUUCCUUUCCAGUGUCAGGAGCAGAGCCUGACCCACACCAGCGCCGAGGAGAUCAUGAAGAAAAUCAAACAGGGAGACUUCUCCUUUGAAGGCGAGGCCUGGAGAAAUGUGUCGCAGCAGGCCAAAGAUCUCAUCCAAGAGCUGCUGACCGUGGACCCGAGCAAGCGGAUCAAGAUGUGCGGCCUCCGCUACAAUGCUUGGCUCCAGGACGACAGCCAGCUGUCUUCCAACCCGCUCAUGACGCCGGACAUCCUGGGCUCAUCCACCGCGUCGGUCCACACUUACGUCAAAGCUACCUUUAACGCGUUCAACAAAUGCAAGCGGGAAGGUUUCCACCUACAGACGGUGGACAAGGCGCCGCUGGCUAAGCGGCGGAAGAUGAAGAAAACCAGCACCAGCACGGAGACGCGCAGCAGUUCCGGCGAGAGCACCCACUCCUCGUCCUCAUCGUCGCAGUCCAGAGAGAAGAACUUUGCCGAGGGGGGCGACGGCGCCCACCGGCCCGCCGACUGCACGCCGGGCACCACGCCCGCGGGCACGCCCGUCGGAACGGACUCGGAGCAGCAGUGGCCGGCGCCUCCCGCCUUUCGCUUUUCCGACGGGAAGUGACGACCCUCUUUUCUCCUCCUUUUGGUUUUUGCAUGGCAAGCAUGCAGCAAGGAGCGGCAACCUCAAUAUCAAGCAAACCUCCACUAGCAAUAGCUCGUCCCGCUCUAAAUCCCGGGCCAACACACACACACACACACACAGACUCACUGAAACACACAAAAACACACACAAAAAACUGAAAUACAGUAUACUGAAACACUGAGACACGCACACAUAGAAACACACACACAAACAGACAGAAGAACGAGCAUAGGCACAAACACGGACACACAGAAAAAACACAAAAUCAAAUAGAAACAGAAACACACAGAAACAAACAUUCUCAAAGACACAGACAUACACAAAAACAUGAGCGCACACCAAAAAACACAAACACACACACAGAAACACAUUCACUGUGUGCAUCAGGGCCUGGACCAAGAAGGAGUUGUCAUGGGGGUAAAACCCCACAAGGGCUGCCCUCCUGUCCCAGCUCCCGACAUUUGCAGCUUCUAACCACCUCCAUCCUCGUCUUGCGUGUCGGUCCUUGCCUCCCCAGGUCCAAAGGGAAGUGUUUACUGCGAGAGAGGAAAUACGAACGCUCGGCCGCGUCGUCGGUCCACUUCCGCCGUCUUCUGCGAGACGGAGCACGGUAUUUAUACGCCAUUUGUACACCAGAGUAUUAAUGAUGAGAUGUAUUGUUAACUUAUUUACGGCUCAGAGGAAAGAGCGUGUGAAUACGGUGAGUCUUUAAAAGAAAGCUAUUUUGUGUACGUGCGUCUAAGCUCGAAAAGAUUUUUCCAAGAUGAGUUUGUAGUCUGUGGCGGAUUCCUUUUUAUAGAGCACGUCAACGCUAACUGGCGAACGAAGGCCUCUUGAGAGUAAGGUUAGCGUCAUUAACGGGAUUGUCAAAACGGUGUCGCCGGAUCCCAAAAGCUGCACUUAAAAUCAGCCGAAUCGGGCACUAUCUUUGUCCAUUCACUACAAAAGUACGCAUCCCCAGACUGGACAUGGAUUUUUCAAAAAAGAUUUUAAUUGUGGCUACAAAAUGCUAAUUUGUUAUGCUAACAUGUACAUUGCCUACUAAUUUGUGGCCAUGAAUUAGGUGUAAUCUGCGCACAGAAUACUAAUUUGUGGCCAAAGGUAAAAAUGCAAAUUAUUAAUUUAAUUCCUGGACCAUUGGGUAAGCAAAUUAAGCGCACCUUUUCUAGAAAGAGAAAGCUCGAGGACAUUGGCUAUUGCAGUUUCUAGCUAAGGUGCAUUCCAUUUGCUUUCCAAUAUGUCCAAAAUGUUAACUGGAAUGAUAUUUAAACCACAAAUUAAUAUUUCGCACGCAUAUUAUACCUAUUUUGUGGCCAUAGAUUAGUAUAUUGUGGGCACAAUUUAGUAUUUUGUGGCCACGAAUUAUCAUUUUGUGUGCACGUUAUAUCUGUUAUUGUGGCCAUAAGGAAAAUUUUUCCACGUCAUGUCUGGGGCUCCGCACUAAAGCGUUGAUGUGUCACACAAUCUCAAGGCAGUUGACGUGUGCUAAAAGUCACAAAGCAGACGACUCGAACAGUCCGUUCACUUCUUUUUGUGCUGAUUUAAAUAAUAAUUGUGCCAUAAAAAUUGCGAAUUGGUCGUGCAUAGGGACUUUAAAACAAGCUGGUUCUCUACACUUUCGUACUCCAAUCAAAAGGUGGCAGUGUUUUUUUAUUUUAUUUUAAAUGUAUUUAUUUAUUUUUUUUAAAUUGAGAAAGUCGGGACAUCUGCACCGAUUCUUCGAAAUGUAGCAUGUCACAUGAGCAUGAGCGAGGUAUCUCCACGAGGCAUCAGUUGUCUACUGAAAAAUAGAAUUUUAAAUGUGAAUUUUAAUGCACGGUAUAAGCACUUACAAUAUCAGCUAUUUUACAGCAGUUUGAUGUGGAAAUUGAUUGCGCACCAACCUUUUCCGCCUAAUACAGUGGAACCUCGAUUUAACGGACUAAUGGGGAGAGAGGUCAUCUGUUAAAAAAAAAAUAAAAAAUCAUUAAAUUGAAGUGCUUUUUCCGUGGCUUAAAAACACCAGUACAGUACAAAAUUAUUGAAAAUAAAUAUAAAAAGGUUUAUCCAAGCUUACCUCAUGGAUGCACGAAAGGGGUGUGUUUUUAGUCCCAACUGGACAUUAUUUUCUGUCUGUUAAAUUUGAAGUCCAUUAAAUCAGGGUCUGUUAAAUCGAGGUUCCACUGUACAGCAAGCUUGAGCCAGAUAGCUUAGCAUGAAGACUGAUGGGGAAAAAAAGCUAUCCACCUCCUUCGGAGUUGUUAGUGGUGUGAAAAUGUUUAUGGAUUUUGCAGGGUUUCCCACCUGGUCCGGUUUGAAUCUGGUGAAAAUCCGUUGAUAAGACGGCAAGUCAUCUGUUUAAAUCACCAUCAAGUCAAAGUCGAUUGGUCAGUUUCAAGCUCGCUCAAACGUUUUCUCACCAGAAGCGUACUGAAUUUUUUUUCUGGAACCGUUCUGGGACCAUUAACCACAAACCCGUUUCACACUGGCUGAUUUCCAGCUCGCUGCUGUGCUGUGUGUAAGAUACGGGUGAAGAAUGUUUGGGUGAUUUUAGUCGACCCGCAAACUAUUCUCCGAGUCGUAUCAGUUCUCGCACAUGCUCAGUUCUCGUUUGCGACGGCUUCGGUUUCUCAGAGGCAGAUGCUUGCGCACUGUUGCCAAAUCACGAAUUUUAGUGUUUCAGAAGCGAUGCAUGCGACCCGCACUCCGGCCCUCGUGUCCGUCUCGUCACCGCUUGUGUUCCGUGGACGUGUUCCCCUGCUAUAUUUUGUUUUGGUGGGAGCGCCCCCCCCCACCCUCCCGCCCCCAUCUUCCAUUCGGAUGCACUCAGUCGGAAAACCAAAGCGCGAUACGACCGCUGAUAAUAACCUCGAGGUAGCUGCUCCGCAAUCUCUCUCGGGCAAUUUAUGCAAAACCGGUGUUUGUUUUGUCCCACUGCGCCAAUCUUUCUCUCUUUGCUUUGAACUAUGCAUUUCCCCUUUUAUGCGUUGUUUUUUUUUUUUUUCUUUUCGGCCUCGCUUUUGUCCCGCCGUCGAGCCUCGCUGAUCUUUUCGCGCGACUCCAACCAAAGUGCGCACUUGCACCGGGUCCGUCGUCCACAAAGGGAACGGGAAAAGUGGGAACUGUGGAAUCCUUGAAGCAGCAGCGCUACGAAGCUCUCGUCUAACUUAGUACCCCUCCCCCCCACCCUCCAUCCUUUUGUUUGGGUGUAUUAAUAGCUCAAGUGGCGCAAAGAGGAAGAGUGUCCUACAUUGAGCACCCCCCAUCUCCCCACGGUCCCCUCUGGGAGCCAGGCUCUAUUAGAUGAUGUGCACCACUUGUGUUUGUUCAAAAGAAAACAUCAGCCUUUUACAUCAUUCCAUCCAUCCAGCAGCGCGUCCCCAGAAAGAGCCAGUCCAGAAGAUCGGUUCAAAUGAGCUCCUCCACCCUUCAACCCAGCUCCUUUGAUGUAGUCCUUGAAGUAGCCUGAAUGAGCGUCCACAUUUAUUCCACAUGAGGACAUUUCUCGACAUUUCCUUGAUGGACUAAUUGUUGUGAUUUUCCAAAAUAUUUUUCAGACUCCAUGCCAAGCAGACUAAUUGUUUCUGCAGGAAGUUGGUCGAGAGUAACGAUAGACCAAAGUUAAGGUUCGAUUCGCAUCUCGAUUUCUAACCCGUUUACGACAAACAUGAAAUUAUGCAGAAAAAUCAAAGGCCCACAAAUGAUUGGAUGUCGGGGGGGGAAAAAAUCACCAAUUACUGUUUUUCUAUAUUUAUAUAUAUUUCAUAUAUUUCAUGCUGUUUUUUGACUCAGUGAUACAUUGAUACUCUAAUUUUUUAAAAAUAGUUUCAGUGGAUAUAAAGUCUACACACAAACUGUUCAAAUGGCAGUUUUUUUAUGAUCAAAAAAUUAGACCAAGAUGAAUCAGUUCCAAACAUUUAAAAUCUUUGAAUGAUGUCUUUUUAAUCAAAAAAAAAAAAAAAAAUCAUCUAGUGUGGAGAUGUAAAAAAUAAACAGCUGACUGAAUCAAGCGUUAUAAAAUAUUAAUUAUCCAGGCAGUGUUUUAAGUGACAUUUUCAAAAUUCUUGACCAUCACACAAAAAGGGGAACCGCAAGAACCUGUGAUGCAAAAUUGGCUAAAUCUGAUUGUUUGUCUUCAUAAAUAUUGUUGUAGGAAACUUAUAUUAUGGAUGCCAUAUUGCACGGAGCAGCCUGGACAGAUUUGCGCAUACCAAACCGACCAACUGAGUAAUGUGCGUAAUGUGGUCCAUUUCUAAUUUGGAUCACCUUCAACUUUGGAGCUGCAGUGGUGGCCUAGGUAACAAACCACGCUGCGUCAUGUUUGCUAGCUAGUCUUGAACGUACGAGCGGUACCAUUAUGACUCCCAAAAUACGGAUCUGCGCCUUUAAUCCAGAUCCUCACCAAAUUUGAAAGCUCGUGGUGGCCCAAGACGUACACCUCGAAUCAAGCUGAAACACGUCCCAUUUUCCCGUUUUAGCCAGCGCUGGACUUGCAAAAAAAAAAAAAAAAAAUAAAAAGCUUCAUGAAAAGGACAAUUUGCCCUCGAUCCAUAGCGUGCCAUUUAGAUUUCGUUUCCAAAACGCUGUGAAAAUCACAAACAUUUCACUCGCCCGCCCGCCGCAAGUAGGGCACCUGUCAGCAUGUGGCGGCUUUUCUUCCCAGCAGCGCUCGCUCCCGGGGGGGACGGGGAUGGGGGCGUCACGUCUAUAAAUAACACCUUGAACUGUCUCGACGUGAAACAAUUUAGCAGGAAACUGUACAAAAAAAAAUCAAGUUCUUGAAGCCACAUGACUGCAUCAGCUCCACAUCCUUCAAAGUGGAUCAUAAUCACUUCCCAUUCUUUAUUUUUUUUAGUAAUUAAAGUGAUAUUUUUCUUAAUUGUACAGGCAGGUUUUAAAGUAGUAUUUGAACAUUUUUAAAUGUCUUACACAUGUAAAAAAAAAAAAAAAAAAAGAAAAAAAGAAGAAAAGAAAGUUAACCAUGGCGAAGGGUAAUGAAACCAAUUUUGUGGUUUUUUUUUGGUCACACUUUUCCACUUUUCAAUUUAAUUUAAAAAAUAAUUCCAUCAAAAUUAAAUGUCAAGAAUUGAAAACUUAAUGCAAAAUACAGUACAUUAGGCAAAAAUAUUAAAUAUUCAAAAUAUAAAAAAAAAAUACUAAAACAUAUUACAAAAGUAGAUGAAAUAUUUGACAAAUUGCUAGACAGAUUAUGAGAACAAUAAUAGAGAAAGAGCAGAUAUAAAAUAUUAGAUGAAUAAUGCAAUAAUAUUUUAAAAAAUAUAUUCCGUUUGCUCUUUUACGGUCAUCAUCACGUUUCCACAUUUGGAUUUAGUUCAAAAAUAAUUUGAUCAAAAUGAAAAGUGUCAACCAAGUACUUGGCAUGCAGUUACAUGAAAGUAUUAAAUUGAAAAUUUGAGAAAUACAGUGAAAAUGCAAACAUUUUAGACAGAAAAAUAAGGAAAUACAAAAUACAAUACAAUACUAAAUUAUGAGAAAAGGAAUACAAAAAUAUCUGGCAAAAAGAAUAUCCGAAGAAAUACAACAUAACACCAAAUUAUGAGAAAAAUGAAAAUGAACAAAAGUAUUAGAUGAAAAAUGCCACAAUGUUAGAAAAUAUUCAAUUUCCUAGUCCAUUGUCAUCAUUAAUUAAAAUACAACCCAUCCAAAAACAAAUGUAACAAAUUGUUGGAAAUAGAAUAUUUGUUUUUACAAAAUUAUGAGAAAAAAAUAAUAAAAUGUAUAAAAGUAGACUGAAAACGCCAUAAUAUACAAACAAAGUAAAUUUCACGUUCUAAAGUUAUCAUCACACAUUUCAACAUUUAUAUUAAUUUCAAAAAUUAUUUUGGUUAAACUGAAAAGUACUUGACAUACAUUACAUGAAAUGGUUUGAAGGAAAAAAAUAUAAUACAAUGAAGAAAUAUUAAACAAAAAAUUGUACUGUACUUUAUUUCUCCUCCAAAUGAACGUAUUUUAGCGUCACUUAAAAAAAAAACAGACUUUUGCAAGUAUUGCCCCAAAUUGCCUAACUUAGUAAGAUUUUGUAAACAUUUUGUAAAAAUCCUACUAAGUUCCUCGAGACUCGCAGCUGCUCCAUUUCCCAUUUUGUUCCCCUUCCCACGCCGAUUCCCAAAGUGGAAACAAAAUGUACUGUAGCAGUAAAUCCCUUUGAGAUGCCACACUUUGCACUCUGAUGUUUUUUUUUGUUUUUUUUAAAUGUUUAUCUGUUAAUUUGCAUCAACAAGAACCUCUGCAAAGAGUUUUUGCUUCUUUCUUUAUUGAACUUGUCGUCCACUGUGAAUCGUUUGAGGCCUUUAGCCUAGUGGGAGGAAGUACAUUAGAUGUCCUUAAACUAAAUUGUCGUUGAUUUGCUCAUUUCGUCAUUUGUAUUUUUUUUUUGGGGGGGGGGGGGGUGUCCAAACCCUGUUUUAAAGAUAAACUGUACCCAGGCGUGUUGUUUUAGGGAGCGGCCGCCAGAUGGCAGCAAAGCACAUGCAAAAGGAUAUCACGCUAUUUUAAGUCCCUAACAUCCUCCCAAAGCGACUGUAUGUUUUUUUUGUUAAAAAAAAAAAAAGUAACAAAACUACUGUAAUAAUUGUUGACUGAUCAGUUUGUUGUCUGCAGUUGUUUUCUUGACCCACCGCCCCCGACCAUUGUGUGAUGUGCAAAUAUAUUUAUAUUUAUUUUAGACCUUUAAGGUCCCUGGGAACUAUUUGUUUGUCACGUCACAAUAAAAUGUUCCUUAGUGUUUA
Phyllopteryx taeniolatus (common seadragon) is the source of this 9567-nucleotide messenger RNA. It is a transcript of the gene rps6ka5, whose product is annotated as ribosomal protein S6 kinase, polypeptide 5. Gene Ontology annotation, biological process: protein autophosphorylation; intracellular signal transduction; peptidyl-serine phosphorylation. Gene Ontology annotation, cellular component: cytoplasm; nucleus. The record is from RefSeq and is a predicted model, not a curated record. The transcript is spliced from 17 exons. Gene Ontology annotation, molecular function: calcium-dependent protein serine/threonine kinase activity; ATP binding; calmodulin binding. Lineage: Eukaryota; Metazoa; Chordata; Actinopteri; Syngnathiformes; Syngnathidae. The coding region runs from base 392 to 2818 and encodes 808 amino acids.